UCAGUCCAUCGGGUUCAAACAAUAUUUCAUCAAAAAAAUUAUCCAUGGCAAAGCGCACUGAAAUAGGUUUCCUUUAAUCAAACUGAACAUCUUUUUGAUUUGAUAAAUUUUCAACACGCAUAUAUGUAUUAAUUUGUAUACUUGCAUUUGAGAACAGGACUUCAACAAAAGCUGGUACAAUCUAUUUCACAAAGUACUUCUGUUGUAGCCAUUAUGAACAGCAUUCCACUGGAUGUAAAAAAUGACCAACUGGUUUCUUUUCUGCUGUUGAAUCGCCAUGUGUUCCGUGUGUAGGAGGUACAUUCGGUAAACGGUGUGCAGAUAUUUGUGCUUGUCAACCAAAUCAAAGAUGCAAUAACGUAUGGGGAUGCAUUCCAGUAACCAUGAUAACAGAUGACACACUAAAAGAGGGUGUUGAAAGCGAAUCAAUAACACUAUUGCCUGACAUUACAACACAGAACGACGAAAUAGAUAAAGCAAUGGAAACCACUACCACCAAUAUUGACUUUUCGUCAUCUAAAAGUAAAAAAACGUUAGAUGAUGAACAUUUCACAGAAAAAUGUCGCUCUAGUGUCAAGGUAGUUAUUUCUGCUUUCGUCGGUAUAUUAAUGGGCUUUGGUGUCGGCGUUAUUUUCAUGUUCUUCAAACAAUCUAUACAGAGAAAUAAACGACAAGAUCCAACGAUUGCGGAAACAAAUGCAUCAUUCGAAAUACAAGGAGAAACAGUUAAUGCCUAUGAAGAAAUUGAUGAUAUUACAUUUGUUUCGCAUGAUGCUAGCAUUUAUCAAAACGAAGAAAACAGUGACACGUCAAGUAAUUCCAUAAAUACAGAACAGAGAAGCGAAAACAAUAAUAAUACUAUUUAUCUAAAUCCUUACCAACCAAUUAUACCAACUACUAAACAUCAUCUGUAUAUGAUUACGGUAACUAGUGAAGAUAGUAGUAACACUGUCCAACUGGAUGCUGUACAUUCUCCAUCAUUUUGUGACGACGAUAAAACGGAUGAUUCGGGGAAGAGUGACUCCGGUUCUCGAAUUUCUCGACAGCUUAACUAUGUUGAACUGGACAUGAAUGCUACAAUGUCUGAAGACAACAAGGUGUCAGCCAAAUAUGUAAACACCCGUAUAUAUGCGAAUCAGGCGACUGAAAACAAAGCAUCGACACAGAAAACACAAUAUGCUGAAAUAGUGCAUACGGUAUAAGCGUUCCAAAUUAUUCUCAGUAUGAUGUUGUUGGUUAAUAUUCGUUUUUAUCAUAAUGCAACUUUUUUAUGCAGGUUGUCUUAGUAUACGUUUAAGUUUGCAGAUUUUAUACACUGAUGCAAAUCGCGAGGUUUCAAGUAUCAUGUUCUUUCUUAAAGCAAUGUUUUGUCACCCAAUUUUUGCUUACCUGUAGUUUAAAUGAAAUUUGACAUAUAGAAGCUACACAAAUUUGUUUAAAUGCAAAUGUUAAUUCAUUAUUUCCCUCAAAGUACAUAAAUCACAAAUCACAAUAUUGCAGUAAUUUUAAUAUCAAUUUUGUUUAUAGUUUUGUCUCCGGUCUUACCGAAGAGACAGUCUUUGUCGAAAUGAGCACCUGGUUCAAUAAUAUUAUUAUAAACAAUUAGGGAGUAAUUUUUAUUUGUAUUGCUAUGAAAGGAGGUUUAUUUUUCGUCAAAAUCUGAAAACGUUUUGACUUAGCGCCAGUUGGAAAAUGAAGGAAUGGUUCACUAUAAUUUAGAAAUUUUGAAAAAGGAAAUAUAUUUGAAAUAUAAUAUCAAAUAAGAAGCUUAUUUUCUCUUUUUUAAAACAUCUGCAGAAAUUCACAUAUGCAAUAAAUUUCAUGUUUAUGAUAAAUUUGGAUACCAAACACAGGAACACAUGAAUUACAUAACAUUUAAACGAUCACUAGAUCGCUCAAUUAAUGCUAAAAAUUUUAUAUAAGAAAUACCCAAAAUACCAAAUAUUAUAAGACAUAAUUUUGGGAUUCCUACAGAGCAGGAAAGACACUCGUGCAUUUGAUACGCUUUUUUAAAACCUACGGCACACCUGACUAUCAUUACUGCAAGAUUGUGUACAAAUGCAAGAAAGAACAAUUUAAUAAGUUAUGGAGAUUGGCGCGGUUAUUAUGAAAAGAACACGGUAGCUAGCAACAAUGCCUAUCACUGUACAUGUUAUAUCAGUACAUGAAAUACAACCUAGAUGCUAGGUUCUCGUAUUGCCAUAUAUUAAGUUAACAUUAAUUCAUCAAAUAAAUACUGCUCAAGAUACUGCAUGUCAUGAGAAU
Molecule: messenger RNA, 2265 nt
Organism: Mytilus californianus (California mussel)
Lineage: Eukaryota; Metazoa; Mollusca; Bivalvia; Mytilida; Mytilidae
Exons: 6
Coding region: 384-1202 (272 amino acids)
Source: RefSeq, a predicted model, not a curated record